UGAAAGCUAAUGUGAAAACGCGACCUCUUCCAUCCCUCUUUUUUAGUUUUCCCAUUUUCUCUCUACUUUUUCUUUCUAAAUUGUAGGGUUUCUUGAAUGGGACCUUAGAAUUUAUUCUUAUUUUAUCGAUAAAGUAGGAGGAAAUUAACAGCUUAACUUGUGGACAUUGAUGGGAGUUUUUCCCAAUUCUUGAUCCAUUUCUGUUUUUUUCUGGAACGUUUGUCUCCCAUGGAGGUUCCAGGAACAGAAGAGGUGAAGAAGUCAGAGAAUCAUGAGGCGUCAGCUGCAGCUUUUGUAGAGGGUGGAAUUCAAGAAUCCUGUGAUGAUGCUUGCAGCAUUUGCCUUGAAGCCUUCAGUGAAAGUGAUCCUUCCACGGUGACCAGUUGUAAGCAUGAGUUCCACCUUCAGUGCAUUCUUGAAUGGUGUCAGAGAAGCUCUAAUUGUCCAAUGUGUUGGCAGCCACUUGGACUGAAAGAUCCUGCCUGUCAUGAAUUGCUCGAAGCGGUAGAGUGGGAGAGAAGUUCUAGGGUCAAGCCAUCAAGAAAUGCCACAAUAUUUCAUUAUCCCACUCUUGGGGAUUUUGAAUUGCAGCAUUUGCCAGUGGAGGUGCAUAAUCCUGAACUUCAGGACCACAUUAUCCAGCAGUUGACUGCUGCUGCUGCUGCAAUGGGAAGGAGUCAUCAUAUAGCUCGGAGGGAGAGCUCAAGGAGUCACUCAUCUGGGCAAGGUCGUCAUCAAUUUGUUGUAUUCUCAACUCAGCAUAACUCAUCUUCUGCUGGUCCUGUUUCAGCUUCCCUAACUCCUGGUGGAGGGGUACCUGUGCCAGCUUCAGCAACUUUAACUAAUCCAUCACACCAGCUUACAUUUAUACGGGAUGAACAGCCACAACAUAUGCCAUCAUCUGUUCAAAGCAAUGGACUUUCAGCUUCAUCAUCUGGAUCCUUUAUUUUGCCAACUGGUCAAAGAACAUCUAACGAUAAUAGAAGCUAUGAGAGUCAGUCUUCCCUAUCAAAUCUAGACAGAGCUGGACCCUCAGAGUUGCAGUCGUUUUCAGACACUUGGAAAUCUCGAUUCAGUGCAAUUUCGAUGAAAUACAAAGAAUCGAUUUCAAAAAGUACAAGAGGAUUGAAGGAGAAGCUGUUUUCUCGAAGCUCGUCGAUGGCAGAUAUUGGUUCUGAGGUUAGGAGGGAGGUGAAUGCUGGAAUUGCUACUGUAUCCCGCAUGAUGGAACACCUUGAAACUAGAGAUAAUAAUAGAGAUGGUCGUAUUCCUCUAGCAAACAGCCCAGUGGAUUCUUCUGUCUCAGCACAAAGGAACCAUGAUGAUAUGGACACGCAUAAUGAAGUACCAUUGGAUAACAAUAAUUCUGCUGCCUUUGCCACAAGUUCAGUUUGACAUUAAGUUAUAUGACCUAAGAUGAAUAUUUUCUCAAUCCUCAGUAUUUCAUCUUUGAAGGUGAGUUAUUCUACCGUCUGAAGUGGUCAAGAGAUAUAUGUUGAUCUUUAUGCAAGUAGGAAGAUAUUUUGUAGGGCUAGAUGGUAGCCACAUUGCCAUUAGUGGAUGACAUAGCUCAGAUCUUGGUAAUUCAUUUCACAUAUAUGACGGUGUUUAGGUUCAUAAUAUUCUAGAAGUUUAUUUUUAUGUGAUAGUCAUACAAUUAGUCAUGAAUCAA
Messenger RNA from Olea europaea var. sylvestris, 1672 nucleotides. Its product is annotated as E3 ubiquitin-protein ligase RHF2A-like. NCBI's taxonomy places the organism in Eukaryota, Viridiplantae, Streptophyta, Magnoliopsida, Lamiales, Oleaceae. The transcript is spliced from 8 exons. The coding region runs from base 229 to 1395 and encodes 388 amino acids. The record is from RefSeq and is a predicted model, not a curated record. Gene Ontology annotation, molecular function: ubiquitin-protein transferase activity.